Amphibalanus amphitrite is the source of this 2415-nucleotide messenger RNA. Its product is annotated as neuronal acetylcholine receptor subunit alpha-7-like. Gene Ontology annotation, biological process: nervous system process; signal transduction; chemical synaptic transmission. Lineage: Eukaryota; Metazoa; Arthropoda; Thecostraca; Balanomorpha; Balanidae. Gene Ontology annotation, cellular component: postsynaptic membrane; synapse; neuron projection. The coding region runs from base 51 to 1640 and encodes 529 amino acids. Gene Ontology annotation, molecular function: transmembrane signaling receptor activity; acetylcholine-gated monoatomic cation-selective channel activity. The record is from RefSeq and is a predicted model, not a curated record. The transcript has 11 exons.
UCGGCCGGGCCGCCUCCGCCAGCCAGCAUGGCGAGCAGCUAGUGCACACCAUGUCGGACACGCCGGCCACAUCCCAUCUCGGCGCCCUCUUCUGCUGCGUCCUCCUCUGUCUUCCAAAAGGUACGGUCCAGGGGCCGCAUGAGAAGCGCAUCCUCAACGACCUGCUCAAAAACUACAAUGUGCUGGAGCGGCCGGUGGCCAACGAGUCCGAACCGCUGGUGGUCAGCUUCGGGCUCACACUACAGCAGAUCAUUGACGUGGAUGAGAAGAAUCAGCUGCUAAUUACGAAUGUGUGGUUAAAUUUGGAAUGGAAUGAUGUGAAUCUGAGGUGGAACGCCUCGGAGUACGGGGGCGUUCAGGACCUCCGGAUACCACCGAAAAACAUCUGGAAACCAGAUGUUCUAAUGUACAACAGUGCGGACGAGAAGUUCGACAGUACGUAUCCCACCAAUGUGGUAUUAAAAAACAACGGGAGCUGUCUAUAUGUACCUCCUGGUAUUUUCAAGUCGACAUGCAAAAUCGACAUCACCUGGUUUCCGUUCGAUGACCAGGAGUGUAAAAUGAAAUUCGGUUCGUGGACGUACGACGGUUGGCAGCUGGACCUGAUCCUGCCGUCGGACGAGGGGGAUGCCAGCAACUUCAUCCCCAAUGGGGAGUGGACCCUGCUCGGUAUUCCGGGGAAGCGCAAUGAGCUAUCGUACGCCUGUUGCCCUCAACCCUACAUCGACAUCACGUACUCAGUCAGAAUCCGUCGGCGAACGCUCUACUACCUUCACAACCUGGUCCUUCCCGGUAUCCUGAUAUCCACCAUGGUUCUACUGGCCUUCACUCUGCCGCCUGACUCGGGCGAGAAGCUGACUCUAGGCGUCACAGUGCUCCUCUCUCUGACAGUGUUUCUGAACCAAGUCGCUGCAAAUAUGCCAGAGACCUCAGAGGCUGUGCCCCUACUAGGUGUUACCAUUUUGCUAUCGCUCACUGUCUUUCUAAAUAUGGUGGCAGAGAGUAUGCCCACUACAUCCGACGCAGUCCCACUGAUAGGGACCUACUUUAACUGUAUCAUGUUCAUGGUGGCGUCAUCGGUGGUGAGCACGGUGCUCAUCCUCAACUACCACCACCGCUCCGGUGAAACGCACGAGAUGGCGCCCUGGGUUCGGAGCGUCUUUCUGCAAUGGAUGCCGUGGCUGUUACGCAUGUCACGGCCCGGCGAGAAAAUCACACGCAAAAACAUCAUCAUGAACAACAAGAUGAAGGAGCUGGAGCUGAAGGAGCGCUCGUCCAAGUCGCUGCUGGCCAACGUGCUGGACAUGGACGACGACUACCGGGGCGGCCUGGCGCCGGGGCCGCUCACACUGGCCGCCAACAGCGCCAACUACACGCGCCUACCGCCGGGCCAGUCGGUGGACGACCUGGCGGCGCCCGGCUGCCUGGCCGGCUGCGCGCGCGAGCUGCAGCUGAUCCUGCGCGAGCUGCGCACCGUCACCGACCGGCUGCGCCAGGACGACGAGGAGGCCGUGGUGACCAGCGACUGGAAGUUCGCCGCCAUGGUGGUCGACCGCCUGUGUCUCAUAGUGUUCACGCUGUUCACUGUGGUGGCCACGGUGGCCGUGCUGCUCUCGGCGCCGCACAUCAUCGUGCCGUGACGUGCCGCGCUCGGACUGGGGCCGCCGGCGCGAGCCGGGACGUGCCAGCCGGCGGCCCGGCGCGCCGUCUGCUCACCGGCCGCCGCGUCGGACUUCGACACGGCGGCGCUCGCACCGUCUCGUUACCCUGUAGCUCCAGAGGCCCGUUCUCAUCCCACUUUCCACCCUACCCGCUCACGUUGGCCAACUCAGUAUUUUUUAGCAUUACGGGUAGUCUGUGCGAGUGACACUCUUCCUUCAUACCUGAGCCGGCGAAGGCCAGGUGCCAAAUACCGACGUAGGUCAGCCCGGCCCCUACUGGAGCGCCGGCCAGAGUAUGCAAUCGUUAUCCUUCGUCCUGACGAGAGUGCUCUGUGAUUCGCGAUAGUAUUAAAGGCUGAGUCCGUAUUCCCCUCAGAGGCGUGCUCUGCCUCGCUGGAAUCCUUGCCUUCUGUGAUGUUUUAUUUCCAGUCAUAUCGAUUCAGACAAUGGCGCAGAGUGGUUCACGUUUUAGGUGUGUGACCGAGGCGCGCAUGUGCGAAAGAGAGAGUGAGAGAGAUGCCUGACAGAGCCCAGUUUUGAUAUUGGUCGUGGUUGAUCAUGAUUCUCGUCAGUGACAUACUUGUCAAGGGAUUUAUACAGAGCCGUGUCGCUUUCAUGCUAAGAGUAGAGUUGGGCUCAUUUCAGCGAAAGUUCUUCCGAGUAUAUCAGCAUUGUUCUUAGACUUUGAAUGUCCAUGGUUUUAUGAAUAACGAGGGUUUCUCUUAAUGUUGCGCAAGAAAAGAUGCCGAAAUUG